Messenger RNA from Phoenix dactylifera (date palm), 1033 nucleotides. It is a transcript of the gene GLP7, whose product is annotated as germin-like protein 7. Gene Ontology annotation, molecular function: manganese ion binding. The record is from RefSeq and is a predicted model, not a curated record. NCBI's taxonomy places the organism in Eukaryota, Viridiplantae, Streptophyta, Magnoliopsida, Arecales, Arecaceae.
GACAUGGCCUGCUUAAAUCUUUUUUGGUCUUAAAUCUGAGAAAUGGCUUCUUUGUUCAGCAAAAAUUAAAAAAAUAUAUCAAUCAUUACUUCAACCCAUUCCCAAGCCGGCUUUGGUAAACCUUGAAGCACUAACCUCUGAAAGCCUCAACGUCACUCCACAUUCACAACCAACCCAACCACAAAUGAAUGGAUACAUAUAUAAGAAUCAACGUGAAUUCACUCCAACGUACUCCUUCCUCCAAACCGUCCGCAAACGAUGAGAAAAAACUCAUCUUUUCGGACCCUUUUCCCCUUCCUGCUGUUAUCCCUCCUCUUCUCUCCUUCCAACCCCGACCCCGACCUCCUCCUCGACUACUGCGUCGCCGACACCUCCCCCGCCGGCCGGUCCCUCCACCUCAACGGCCUCCCCUGCCUCGAUCCCGCCCUCGCCCGCCCCUCCCACUUCGCCACCUCCAUCCUCUCCAAGCCCGGCAACACCGCCGCCAACCCCUUCGGCUUCAACGUCACCCUCACGACCGCCGCCGCCCUCCCCGGGGCCAACGCCCAGGGCCUCGCCCUUGCCCGAAUCGACCUCGCCGCCGGCGGCCUCGUGCCCCCCCACGCCCACCCCCGCGCCUCCGAGGUCGCCCUCCUCCUCCAUGGCGACCUCCUCGUCGGAUUCGUCGACACCUCGUACCGCCUCUUCACCCAGCGGUUGAGGCCGGGGGACGCCUUCGUUUUCCCGAGGGGACUGGUCCACUUCUUGCACAAUUUGAACCCGGCGGCGCCGGCGGCCGCGGUGUCAGGGCUCAACAGCCAGAAUCCGGGGGUUCAGAUGAUUCCGCUGGCGGCGUUCCGGUCAGACCCUGGGAUCCCGCAGGAGGUCUUGGAGAAGACCUUCAAGAUUUCCGGGCAGGAUAUUCGCAGGAUUCAGAAGAAUCUUGGGGGUUAGAUACUGCUCUUGUUUGGCUGUCGGAUAUGAUCACGUGUAAGAGUUCAUUAUGAACAAAAUACGUGCAAAGGGAUAUUUGUUGAAGGCCAAGAUCUAAAUC